Amaranthus tricolor (Joseph's coat) is the source of this 423-nucleotide messenger RNA. RefSeq lists its product as uncharacterized. Lineage: Eukaryota; Viridiplantae; Streptophyta; Magnoliopsida; Caryophyllales; Amaranthaceae. Bases 1 to 423 code for a protein of 140 amino acids. The transcript has a single exon. The record is from RefSeq and is a predicted model, not a curated record.
AUGCAGCAUUCUAAUGUUGGCUCAUACAGUUCUAACAGUAGCUCUUUCACUCGUGCUCAGAUUGAGCAACUGCUAAAUCUCUUGCCCAAAACAUCCAAAGGGGCUACUUUAGAGACUGAUGAGGACUUGGAUCCUACAAAACUUGUUGGUAAACUGAUCUACCUUUCUAUCACUCGCCCUGAUAUUGCCUUCACAGUACAUUUCCUUAGCAAAUUUAUGCACAAACCCACUGCUACUCAUUAUCAAGCAGCUCUCAGAGUGUUGAGAUAUCUCAAAGGCUCUUCUUCUCAAGGCAUCUUGCUUGAACAUCAAUCUGCAGCUCAGCUCAAAACAUUUUGUGAUAGUGACUGGACUGGUUGUCCUACCACUAGAAAGUCCACUACUGGUUUCUGCAUACUUUUGGGCACCUCUCCUAUUUCUUGA